AUGCAAAUGAUUUCUGGAGUCUUACCCACAACAUUAAGUCCCUCGGAGCUUAGGUCUGAUGAUGAACGAACCUUCCAGUUUGAUGAGGAAGCUGAAAUACCAACGCAUUUGACUGAAAGCGAAGAUUUACGAAGGUUAGUCAAUGAGACUGCACAAUUGGGUGUCAGGGUUGAUCAUAUUCACGAUAAAACUGAUCAAGAAAUUGCCAGGUUGGAAAAAGUGAUCAAAGAAGUCACUGAAAGUGAUACUCUUUUCAGAUCCUGUUCUGGUUGGUUUAAAACCCAUAAGAAUUUUUCGGACAGUGAAAGCAGUUCAAAUAUACAGCUAAAGAGUCUUUCUCAAUUGCAUGGCUGCUAUGAUCGUGAUUGGAGGAAGAGAUUAAAUAAAUGGUUUAAGAAAAACAAGAGUAAAUUAGCUCUACUCUCGACGGGUGACCUCGAAGUGAGAAAUGAUGAUACAGUAUAUGAAUCGGAAGGGGAAUUUAUGGAACAAGGUAAGACACCAUAUUUUGAGACUGAUGAAUUUAUGAAUGGAUUAAAUAUUAUAUCACCAUUAACUCCUGAUGAUUUUGAAAAUGACAACACAUACGUUAAAAUUGAUGAAACCUGCCAAAUCCAUCCCACUUCGGAGUGUGAGAAAUCCUCCAUAAGCCCCACAUUUGGGAACGACAUCAAAAAAGAGCUAGUAACUGAUGAUACGGAAAGCAUUAUUAGCGGACCUCCAUUACAAGAAAAUAAAAAGACUCUUCUGAAAUACCGACAUGUCAGGACUUCUCUUGAUAUGCUGAAUUCUGAAAAGAGUACUUCCAAAAAUAACAGCGGUAUGUUCCGUAUUUUCCAUAGAAGUUCCCCUCUUGGCGGCAAAACCCAAGAAAACGUGCCACGAGUGUGGGACACACUUAAAAGUAAUUUGGGCAGAGAAAUAUAUCUUUUGCAGGGAAGAUUCAAAAAAUGGACUGCAAAACAUCAAAAUUUUAAGAAGAACCAACUUUUCAAGGGUGAAGACCCCGUUGCCGUUCCCUUACCAUCAUCCGAUCCGGGAACGGAAACACAGUUGGGAACUAAAUUCUGUCUUAUGCCUGGAGAGGGUCAGCCUCCCGUACAACAAGCGUAA
Messenger RNA from Saccharomyces paradoxus, 1113 nucleotides. RefSeq lists its product as uncharacterized. The transcript has a single exon. The record is from RefSeq and is a predicted model, not a curated record. The coding region runs from base 1 to 1113 and encodes 370 amino acids. Lineage: Eukaryota; Fungi; Ascomycota; Saccharomycetes; Saccharomycetales; Saccharomycetaceae.